Messenger RNA from Triticum aestivum (bread wheat), 386 nucleotides. RefSeq names its product protein RADIALIS-like 3. Gene Ontology annotation, molecular function: DNA-binding transcription factor activity. Lineage: Eukaryota; Viridiplantae; Streptophyta; Magnoliopsida; Poales; Poaceae. The coding region runs from base 41 to 331 and encodes 96 amino acids. The record is from RefSeq and is a predicted model, not a curated record. The transcript has a single exon.
AGAACACCCAUCUGGCUAGCUCAGCUUAAUCUGAUCGGUCAUGGCGGCGUGGAGCGAGAGCGAGAACGAGAGGUUCGAGCGCGCGCUGGACACGUACGACCGUGACACGCCCGGCCGCUGGGACCGCGUCGCCGCCGCCGUGGGCGGCGGCAAGACGGCCGACGACGUCAGGCGCCACUACGACCGGCUCGUCGACGACCUCCGCCGCAUCGACGCCGGCGGCGCCAACUCCAACGGCGGAACUCAUGCCACCGGCGGCAGCAGCAGCAACGGCGCGGGGAACAACGGCAGCAGAGGAGGGUCAGGGGGCAGCCGGCGGCCCCAGACAUAAAUGGUAGUUGAUGGAUGGAUCGGAUCAUGCAAGGUGGUGGCCUGGUCGGCACAGG